Messenger RNA from Acinonyx jubatus (cheetah), 1929 nucleotides. RefSeq names its product RAB28, member RAS oncogene family (gene RAB28). The transcript is spliced from 7 exons. NCBI's taxonomy places the organism in Eukaryota, Metazoa, Chordata, Mammalia, Carnivora, Felidae. Gene Ontology annotation, molecular function: GTP binding; GTPase activity. Gene Ontology annotation, cellular component: endosome; Golgi apparatus. Bases 222 to 806 code for a protein of 194 amino acids. The record is from RefSeq and is a predicted model, not a curated record.
GGGGGGCGGGGCCGCGCUCAGGGGGGAGGGGAGGUAGGCAAGAUGGCGCCCGGCGAGUGAUUCACCCCAGAUACGUCCAGCGGCCGCUGAGACACCGGGGCGGGGGGUCCUGCCCCCACGGUCGCCCUUCCUCCUCUCCCCCACCCCCGGAGACCCCACCCACCCUUCCUCCCUCUACCUCGGGGUGGGGGUGGGGGGGCGAGCCUGGUUCCCGGGACACCAUGUCGGACUCUGAGGAGGAGAGCCAGGACCGGCAACUGAAAAUCGUCGUGCUGGGGGACGGCACCUCCGGGAAGACCUCCUUAGCUACGUGUUUUGCUCAAGAAACUUUUGGGAAACAGUACAAACAAACUAUAGGACUGGAUUUCUUUUUGAGAAGGAUAACACUGCCAGGAAACUUGAAUGUUACUCUUCAAGUUUGGGAUAUAGGAGGACAGACAAUAGGAGGCAAGAUGUUGGAUAAAUAUAUCUAUGGAGCACAGGGAAUCCUGUUGGUAUAUGAUAUUACAAAUUAUCAAAGCUUUGAGAAUUUAGAAGAUUGGUAUUCUGUGGUGAAGAAAGUGAGCGAGGAGUCAGAGACUCAGCCGCUGGUUGCCUUGGUGGGCAAUAAAAUUGAUUUGGAGCAUAUGCGAACAGUAAAACCUGAUAAACAUUUACGGUUUUGCCAGGAAAAUGGUUUUAGUAGCCACUUUGUCUCAGCAAAGACAGGAGACUCUGUCUUCCUGUGUUUUCAGAAAGUUGCUGCUGAAAUCCUUGGAAUCAAGUUAAACAAAGCAGAAAUAGAACAGUCACAGGUGGCCCACUAACGGAUUGGCUAGCUGCCCUGUGUUUGGGUCAGGGUGGAGGAAGAUGCCAUCGAAGCUGAGUGAACCAAGAUGUGCACCCCAUCCCACACCUCCUUCCCCAACCGAGAACAGGGGGGACCUAGCCUGGCUCAUCUUUGGAGGCUCACUCCUGAAGACAGUGGAAGAUGAGGGAAGGUAGAGGGAAGACAUCAGAGGUUUACUGAGUAGCUACUCUGCACCAGGUACCGCGCUCGGCACUUUGUACGUAUAUUUCAUAACAGGCGGCCUUUCUAUCGCAUCUGCUUUGCCAGGCAGUAUUACAUAGGCCAUCUGGUUUAAUCCUCGUCCGAGGCCCGCAGUGGCAGUUGUGACUGUCAUCUUACCAGGAAGCAGAGACUCAAUGGAGCGAUGGGUCCUUGUCCAAUAUCACGCUGUCAAUAAGAGGCAGGACCAGGAUUUGAACCCGGCUCUUAGUGACUCCAGUCUGUCCCGCCCAACGGCAAUGGAGUUCAUUCACGCUCCACAUUUAGCCUUUCCAUUUCCAGGGACAUGCUUGAACCUGGAAUGGGGUUUCUCUUAAGUUUUUGGAGCCAAAAUUAUUUUAAUUUUAUGGCUAGGAAAAAUGUAAACUUACAUUUUCAGCAGACCAGAGAUGAUAAAGUAUGCAUUUGUCAAAUAAAAUUCUUUGCUGUGAUAAAGUAAAUCAUUCCUUGGCCUUGUAAAAAAUGAGGCCUCACUUGAACUGUUUUCACUUCAGCCUUUGCUAAUAUUUCUGUUAUCUCCAUUAGGGAUUACAAUGAUGAAUGCCUUUUAUUCGCGUCGUUAAGCACUUCAGCGAAUGUGUGAACACACAGGGCAUCAUAAGUCAUAGGGAAAUGAAACAACAUGGUCUCCUGGAAAGAAGGAAAGUCUCGAGAGUCUGACAGAUCGGGGUGGGCAUUCUGCCCCCUGCCACUCUCUAGCUAUGCAUACUUGGUCAAAUUCCUCAGCUUCUCUGGGUCUCAGUUGCCUAAUGUGUAACACAUAGAUAAUACUUAUCUCACUGGGUAAUUUUAAGGAUGGAAUGAAAUGACAUACUUCAGGCACUUUGCACAGUUUCUGGCAUGAAGUAAGUGCAUAAUAAAUGUCAGGGUUAUUAUUGGAA